AUUCACUCGGAUACGCCCCCGGUACCCGAAGAAAAGCUGUCCAAAAUGACAGCAAUUUCCUCUCAUCAUCCGACUAUUUAGUGAAUGUGUAAAUAUGUGAUGGAUUAAUCAGGAACAUGGCUAUCGUGGACUAUUAUUUUCAAGAUGAUCUAAUGCCUGUAAAGACAUAAAAUUACCAUUGCAAAAGUCGGUGUUGAUAUUUGUGGGUCGCUCUCUUGAUUCUCUCAAUGGGACUCAACACACAAUACGGAUGAAUGAAUGAAAUAAUGAACGCGAUUAUUACCGGCACCACUUUCGAAGCGAAAGCCACAAUGGAACACGGAAGUCGCUAAAGAAUCAUCUUUGAAAUCAUGAACAGUGCAUUUAUGACUCAACCAAAUCCAGAUGAUUCGUUGUUGAAUAAUGGAGAAGAUCAGCAACCAGGACACCGAGGAAAAAAUCAAAAUCUAGAACAUCUAAAUCUUCGAAGUGAGAAGGGGAGUGAUGAGAAAACGUUCGCUGCAGCGGCACUCGAGCGGGACGGCGGUGUGAUAACCGCCGGGAACUGCCCGCUGUCGGCAAGCGAGGAAAUGGGUGUUGUCAACGCAGAGCACCAUAAACCACGGGAUAUUGGGGAGGGAAGGGUAGAAUUAGAUCAUUUAGCAGUGAAUAAUGAACAAGAUGUGUCCUCAAAUGUUGUCAGUGCCAGUGAUGGUAGAACGUGUGAUAUUUUAUCCAAAGAAUUAUUGUCCACAAAAAGGAAAAAUGGCAAUGCAAUAAAUAAUCAUAUUGGAAGUGGAUCAAUUAUGAAUACAGAUUCGGUUGUCGUUGAGUCGAGCUCGAGUAUGAUACCUUCUAACUCCGACGAUCAGAAUAUUUCAUCCUCAAGAUCAAGGACAUUACAGAAUGAAAGUAUUGUCGCAAGAACUACAUGUAGUAGUAGUGGAAAUCAAAGUGUUGCUUCAACAGACCCAGAUCAUGGAACCACAAGCUCCAUGUCUAACCAUAGUAGAGGAAUAGAAACAGAAGUGAUAGUUAACCAACAAAGUAAUGGAGAUGAAGAUGGAGAUUUAAAACAAUCAUGCCCUGGAGGUGAAAGAAAUCAGGAAGUUACAAAUAUGCAAAUAAGCAAUGUUGGAGAAAUGACUCUAACAAACAGUACCCCGCCCCAAGAUGAAGAGUGUGCAGGAAAUAUAUCGGAAUCAAAAAGUGACUUACAAGUUCAUAUAUCUAGGUCUUCAUCUGGUUUGCGCAACUCAAAUGAGACAGUGGAGGAUGAUAAUGAUAGUACUGCUUGUGUGGAGAGUGAAAAAAGCAGCCCCAAACAACGUUCUUUCCCCACACUGGAAUUAGAGGAAAGUACAUCUCCUGCAACCCUUGAUGUCACCAGCUCUGAAGAAUGGGAGGAUGCAAGUUCUGAGCUGACUCCAAGGCCACAUUUCUUCAUGGAGAACCUUACUGAUUUGACUCCAAGUCCAAGCUCACAGCAAGCCUCGCAGUCCUCAUCAUCAUGGUCGAGUCAAAGGACGCUCUCAGUUUCAUCAACUCCGGUUGAGGCCGGAUCCAGUGCCAUCUCAGGGUCAUGCGAAGGUAUCUCUGAAACGGGAAAUGUUGUGUCUGUUAAAGGGCCAGCGAUGGUGUCUGUAGUGCCUGAUGAUAAAAACAAUACACCUACAAGGAGUAGGACUAGUACUGCAACAAGUCUUAGCACUGAUUUCUCAUCCAAUAUCUCCAUAGCAACAGAUGAGCUGAAUGAGGCCAUUGCAGAUGGUCUUGUUCUAGGGGAGGAGGAUGUAGGUUUUGAGGAAGUGAACUUGGAGCAUGGAGAGCCGGGACAUCCUACUGGAGCAUCAGUUGUAGGUUCAGGAGCCAAACCAAAGAAAAGAGGCCUUGGAGGAUUUCUCACUAGGAACAUAUUCCGGAAAUCCCUAGGCAAGUCCUCCCACUCCCCGGGGGUGGAGUCCUCACCCCCUGGCUGGAAGCUCUUCGGGCGUGUCCCUGCCAAGGAGUCCAUGCAGAGGGACCACUUGCAGAUCUCGGAAGACUUUCAGAAGAGGGGUCAGACACACCCUCCUACUAGCUCGCUGACCUGGAAGAAGCGCCAUACCGGUCUCAAAGAGGCGUCCUCCACCACUGCACUCAUCCUCGAGAACCGUCCAGAAAAUCUACCAGCCAAGAAUCCAGAAGAGGAAGAGAAACACAAAGAGGAAUAUACCAAGAUGUUAAAAGAAGCCAAAAAGAAAGAACUGAAGCUGUACAAGCAGAAGCUAAAGAAGAUGGCCCAGCAGCUGAAGUACGAAGAUGGAAUCAAAUCUUCUCUUCAUAUAUGGCAGAAUGAGAUCUUACCGAAGUGGGAUGAAGUUAAGAAGCACAAGAAGACGAGGGAACUGUGGUGGCAGGGGAUUCCCCCGAGUAUUAGAGGGCGUGUCUGGAUGCUGGCCAUCAAGAACGAACUCAAUAUCACUCAUGAAUUAUUUGAAAUCUUCCUUAUCCGUGCCAAAGACAAAAUCAAGAUGUGUAGUGAAUCAGAAUCAGAGGGCAUUGGUCUUGAAGAGAUUCAUGCUGCUAGUCGAGAGAACAGCGUUGAUGUUAUCAAGCUAGAUGUAGCAAGGACAUUCCCGCAUUUAUGUAUAUUUCAGAAGGGAGGUCCUUACUUCGAUCUACUUCAUGGUGUGUUAGGAGCUUAUGCAUGCUACAGACCAGAUGUGGGAUAUGUGCAAGGGAUGUCAUUCAUAGCAGCUGUGUUUCUGCUGUAUCUUGACGUAGCUGACGCUUUCAUUUGCUUCGCCAACCUACUCAACAAGUCUUGCCAGCUAGCUUUCUUUAGGCUUGAUCAACAAGUUAUGCAAUCCUACUUCAAUGCCUUUGAGGAGUAUUUUCAAGACAAUCUCCCUCGUCUCUUUGCUCACUUUGAUGAACUUGGCAUCUCACCAGACCUAUACAUCAUUGACUGGAUGUACACUCUGUACAGUAAGUCGUUACCUCUGGACGUGGCCUGUAGGGUCUGGGAUGUGUUCUUCAGAGAUGGGGAAGAACUGCUCUUCAGAACGGCUUUAGGUAUCCUAUCCCUCUAUGAGGAGGUCCUGCUCAACAUGGACUUCAUCCAGGCUGCACAGUUCCUCACCAACAUCCCUGUCACCAUAGACAGCGACAAGCUCUUCAAGCACAUCGGCAGCAUCGACAUGCACCAGAAGAAGUUUGGCCAGAUCCUCAUGCAGCACUUGUCGUCCAACCUUGCCAAUCAGUCUGGAAGCUAGUGAAAAAGUUGCUGUCGGGACUGUGCAACAGGUCAGGUUCAAUCCCGUGUUUUCAUGUCUGGGACUGGACAGAGUAUAUUUCAAGAAUGCCAGUCUCAGGGUCUCCUAGACCUUGUGAAGAAACUGGCUUCACCCCACUCAUAAUCUACUGUGUAAUUCAGAGAUAGAAACUUGUUAAGUAGUUUCUAUCAAAACUCUGGACAGAUUUGGAAGCUGGCUUCAUUCCCACCCUUAGGCUACAUAGUAUUCCAUAGAUGCUAUUCCUAAUGGCUCUACCAAUCUCCUCGAUAAUGGAGUAUUUCAGAGGCUUCAGUACUCGCUUCAUCAAAAUAUCAGAUGUUCAAGAUCACAGACAUCCAAUAGGUUCUGACUGAACUAUUUGUGGGCAUUUCUAUGGCAGUAGAUUAUGAUGUUUCUAUAUUAUACAGAAAAGAUAAAAAAUUCUACAUUUGUUUCCAGUUGAGCAUUUCAUGAAAAUCGGUCAGUGAUUUUCACUAUUUGUUAUAAGCUACUGAAAUCCUUGCAUCUGAUUGACUCAGAGCAAAUUUGUCAAUGAAAAUCAGAGACAAGAUACAGUCCCCUGUACCUUAAUGCCUCAAUGACCGAAAACUCACAUAGAAUGUAUGAUUUACUCAAAGCUGGCAAUAUUUAGAAAGAAAGGGUUAAGAGCUGUUUCUGAUGCACAGUCAUGUAGGUUUCACUGUUUCAGCAUAUAUAAUUUAGUAAGCAAUACCUCAAUAGAAUACAAUAUAUAUAUAUAGGUCAGUGUAUUUUGUAAAUCCUAAAAUUGUUUACCUGCUAAGAGAUACGACUGGUUUUAAACCAUCAUGCUAAUGCUGUGUACAGCACAGACACAUUUUGCUCUUUUCUAGCUUUCUUGCUUUCUUUUGUCAAUUUGGGGCAGAAUAAAGGUUAAAUAGCGGCAUUCAAUUUAGAUUGGACCAAAAACAGUAAAGCACGUUGAACAAUUUUUCUCAGUUUUGGCAUGAGUGCAAUGAAAUUUCUCUGGGUUCUGUGUCGCAUUCAAUACUUGCACUGCAGGCUUGGUCUGAGAUCAUGUUGAAUUGAUUACUAAAGGCAAAUGACAUGAUUGAAAAAGAAAGAUAUGAAUAAAAAUAUAUUUCAUGAUUCAAAUACUUUGAUUAUUCAAAUGUUUUUUUGCACAUCAAACCCAUUAAUAAAAAUGCUAUGACUAGCAUCACUUGAAAGCAUAUCACUAACUUUUAUGGGAGAGUAGAUUGUAAUUUGCUAACCCCCAAAUUAUGAGAAUGACUGGAAAGAACUGUUAUGAAAUUGGAUCCAUUAUCAGCAUUCUUGGGGGAGAACUGGAAAAAAAAACUAUUAAAGUUGCAUCCACAGAGCACUGCUAGCUGGCUUCCCCUCAGCUUCAUGCCUUUUUGAUCAGGGAAAUUGAGGUUAUCACUGCACCAUGGAUGGAAUAUUUAUUCUGUCUCUUUUCACCCUAAAUGCAUGAUUCUAGGACAUCAUUGAAUUAAUGCCUAUAUAUACUCUGACCUCUAUCAAGCUCUGCAUAGCACACAUUCUUUCUCUCUCUGAAAAAGUUUGUUUAUUCUGUUUCAUGAUACUUUCAUGAGUAUUUUGCUACCAAUGAUGACCUGAAAUGGUAAGAUUUAUGUGACAAAUUUGUUUAGAUUAUAGACUGAUUUGUAUAAGAGAAAAGUGUAAAAAUAUAUUUCAUUGAUAUAUUAUUACAAAGGCAUACCGGUGUUUCCAAAUUCAUGACUCUUUUAGUGGGAUUCCUGAGAUAUAGAAUCUCUGAUGCAUAGGCCUCUAACUUGAACUUGCCUUAAUACAAGAAAAUAAUAGUUUGACAAUUAGCUAAUAUUAGAGUAAAAUAUACUUACUAUAUAUUCCUCAAUUAAUUAGUAUAAGUAACUGACAAUUGAAAAGAUAUUUAAAUAGCUUACUUUUAAAAGGUUUAGUACAUGAAACGGCUACAAAAUGACUGCAGAUCAGAGAAUUUGUCCAUUUUGCAGUUUUACUCACUGUUUAUGAAAUUAAUUUUAAAAAGUUUAUAAGUAAUUAUAAGGAAUAUGAUUGAUUAUGCUCUGUUUAUUUUUAGAACAAAUAUUUGUCAUCCCUAUUUGAAUAUGAAAGUCUGAUUUAUGUAUUUUCAUUAUUGUGAAUCUUGGAUUGUGAAAGUUAUGUAUCCCUUACGGAAGAUGUUGAUCAUCAUACUAGUAGAGAAUCGCUAUAGAAGUUGAUCUGUUGUCUCUCUCAGUUUGCCACCUCGUGGGACAACAGAUCAACUCAAGUAUCCCUUGAUUGCAUAUCAGAAUAAUUUGUCAUUGAAAAAAUCUAAGCCCAAUAAGGUUGUAGUGUUAAGGUGGUAGGCAUUGAAUGUGUUCUCAUGGUAUCAUUUCAAUAUUAAAGUAUUCCUGCAUUAAAUGAUUGAAAAUUACCCUUUAACCACCAUAAGAUGGCACUAUUUUGUUCUUUUCAUGUUUUCCUUUAUGUCCCAAUCCCCUUGGAAUGAUAGUAUUUUCAUAGAUUUCAAAAUACAAGUGUACCAUGAAGGUUUUUAUCUUUUAUUGCCCAUGAUUAAAGUCCUCCAAAUAUAUUCUGCCAUACUUUGGCAAAAGGAAGCGAGUUACAAAAAUAAUUUCUUGUAAAUGAGCAAUGUAGGUGUCAAUGCAAUUGAACAGCAUAUUUUCUUCAAUAUCUUUCCGCAGAAUGAUAAUUUCUUCUCCAAAUUUUGCCUGAACAUGCAACAUACUAAGGGUGUUUCAGAAACAACAUUACCUCAGAUUUGACUAUUUGACUGAUGUUUCACUUGCUUCCUUUUGCCAAAGUUCGGCAUUUUUUAAUUUUUCAUGUUUAUUUAAUGGACUUAAUACUUUUAUGGACUGUCGACUAUGAAUGCUAUGUUGUAUUGUACAAAGCAUGAGUCAAAUGUUUAAUGUUCGUACUCAAUGUAUGCUAUUAUUUUCUAUAUUCUGGUUAUUCUACAACUCUUUAUAUUCAUUUUUCAUUUUGGUUAUCUUUAUGUCAUUCCUUCGUUGUAUAUUUAAUGGAUGGUUAUAUACAUAAACUGUAUUUUGGAUUUUAAAAUAUGCAUGUCCGAAAAGUAGCUUGGGUGCAAGCCCUGCUCCACGAUCUGAUGCGCAGACUCCGGGCUCAAGGCCUGGUAAUGCCUAUUGGAAAGUUGUGUUAUAGGUUUAGUCCCAGAUGUGAAUAAUAAUUUCUAAUAGCAAAUUGCCAUUUGGUCUACACCUGCUUGGUCUACUUUCCAUUUUGUCUAAUCCAACAUGGUCUCAUCAUAAUCCGACCAUUGGUCUAAUUUGCCAAUAAGCCCAUUUACCGUUCUGUCGAAUUUCCAGUUAGUCUGUAACCUUUUGUAUUAUUUGCAAUUUAUUUGUUAUCAAUUGCAAGUAAGUUUUUUAUAAUGCCUCCCCAGAGUUAUCAUAUUAUAUGCAACUUUAUUUUUCCCCAAUAUUACUUUUCCUUUACCCCAGUAGUCAACCAAAAAAAGAAAUAAAUAAAACAAAAAAAUAUAUAAAGAUAGAUAUAACUAUGUAUAUUGAGCCGAUAUUGUGUAUGUUAACAAUAUGAAAUGUAAUUUUGAUAUUUUGUGAGAAAGUGAUCUUUUUAAAGUGAUAUUUGUAGAUGUGCUGCCAACGAGAUAAGGAUAAAUGGUUGAGAGUUCUCGACAACGAAGUGAAAAACUAAAUCAAGUAUUUUCUUUUCCUCACACUUUUUUAAGGAUUUGUGGUAGCAUGAUAUUUACUAUGGAUGCAAUAACGUGUAAACUGUUUAUACUCUUUGCAUAUAAUGUACUUGUAUCUAUAUAUAUGUAAAUGAUGGAGAUUAAUACAAGUGACAUAUAUAAGAUGUGAUUUAAUA
Molecule: messenger RNA, 7100 nt
Organism: Lytechinus variegatus (green sea urchin)
Lineage: Eukaryota; Metazoa; Echinodermata; Echinoidea; Temnopleuroida; Toxopneustidae
Product: TBC1 domain family member 14-like
Exons: 12
Coding region: 351-3236 (961 amino acids)
Source: RefSeq, a predicted model, not a curated record